UCUCAUGACCCCGACGGCACGCACUGAGCAUGCCCGAGCUGUCGUGUGUUGUCAGGGAGAAAGCAGACAGCGGAGACAGCGAGAAAAGCAGCCCGUGAGAGGAGCCAGACGAUAAACAGCGACGGCUAGACAAUAGGGGUACACAUUUCUAAUUAAGAUUCUUUGUGUCAGCUGACUCACUUUACAUAUAUACGCUUCCUGGUGUGGGGCAUUUUGGGAUGUUUCGUUAAGGUUAUGACAAGCAGACCUCGUUCAAAGCAUCUGCCUUGUCUUCAAGAGCAGUUUGCCAUGGAGAUGACUGCUAAUUUACUCCAGAAAAUGAGCGCAGCCCUUCCAUCGGCUUAGUUCAACCUGUGUUGACUUCCCAAACCAGCCUAGCCUAACCACACUUAGCUGGAAUGGAUGAAUUUGGCAGAGGAAACUCGCUAGAGCAGCAUCUAUGAACAGCAUGAGCAUCGGUGAGCAAUUCUGGAGCGACGAGGACUUGGAUGGUGACAGCGAUGGUGAGGAUUUCUUCUACGGAGCCCAGGGUCAUUAUGCCACUGACCUGAGUCGACAUCCACAGUUGGACAUUGAUGUUGGUGCAGUGAGGGACAUCUAUUCUGAAAGUGCCAUUUCUGUCAGGGAGUAUGAGACCAUUGAUGAUGUCGAUAUUGAUCUACACAUUAACAUCAGCUUCCUGGAUGAGGAGGUGGCAUCAGCAUGGAAGGUCACGAGGACAGAGCCAAUCAUUCUACGCCUUCGCUUCUCACUGUCCCAGUAUCUAGAUGGACCAGAACCCACUGUGGAGGUGUUCCAGCCAAAUUGUAAAGAUGGUUUCUGCCUUGGGGUUCAGCUUAAAAGAAUUCUCAGCAUGUUUAUAUCUAAUCAAUGGAAACAUCUAAGCAAUGAGUUCCUGAAUGCCCAACAGAGGAAGAGACACAGCUGGUUUAAGGCUGGAGGAACUAUCAAGAAGUUCAGGGCUGGACUUAGCAUCUUCUCACCGAUAACCAAGUGCUCCAGUGUUCCUCUGAUUCAGGGCCCUGGGGUGAAAACAAGGCCAGCAGGACAGGAGUUGAGAGCGACCCGCUUGAUGAGCCGUUCCAUGUCCUGCACCAAAGGAGAACUGCACACCUCCAGCCCAAUUGGACAAACUGUGGCCGUCCCAGACUCGAGAUCCACGGUGCACAUCACCACCAGGCAGCUCAUUCAGCUCUUCUUCUCCUCACAAGCUCUCAUUCACUGCAAGAGCAUCCCAACCCUGGAGUACGGCUUCCUCGUGCAGGUUAUGAAGUACUCAGAGCAGAGGAUCCCCACUCUGAAUGAUUAUUGUGUUGUCUGUGAUGAACAGCAUGUCUUUCAGAAUGGUUCCAUGCUAAAGCCUGCUGUUUGUACGAGAGAACUGUGCGUGUUCUCCUUCAAUACUCUGGGUGUCAUGUCAGGAGCUGCAGAAGACGUAGCUACUGGAGCUGAGGUAGUGGACCUGCUGGUGGCAAUGUGUCAUGCUGCACUUGAAUCUGCCCGUAAAAGCAUCAUCUUUGACCCUUACCCCUCUGUUGUUGACCCUCAUGACCCCAAGUCUCUGGCCUUCAAUCCGAAGAAAAGAAGCUACGAGCGACUACAGAGAGCAUUAGACAGCAUUACAUCAAUCCGAGAAAUAACACAAGGCCCUUAUGUUGAAAUAAAGAAACAGAUGGACAAACUGGACCCGCUUGCACAUCCUCUGCUGCAGUGGAUUAUAUCCAGCAACAGGUCUCACAUUGUCAAGCUCCCCUCCAGCAGGCAACUGAAGUUCAUGCACACUUCCCAUCAGUUCCUGCUCCUCAGCAGUCCUCCUGCUAAAGAGGCCCGCUUUCGCACCGCUAGAAAACUCCACGGCAGCACGUUCGCUUUUCAUGGUUCUCAUAUUGAAAACUGGCACUCUAUUCUACGAAAUGGACUUGUAAACGCCUCCUACACGAAACUGCAGCUGCAUGGGGCGGCCUAUGGGAAGGGCAUCUACCUCAGCCCCAUCUCCAGCAUCUCAUUUGGAUACUCAGGAAUGGGAAAGGGACAGCACCACAUGCCUACUAAAGAGGAAUUAGUACAGCACUACAACCGGGUCAACACUGUCUUACAGUGUCAACCCACACAGUCAAGGUUUCUUCAGAGUCGAAAUCUAAACUGUGUUGCUCUGUGUGAGGUAAUAACUUCCAAAGAUCUACAGAAGCAUGGAAAUAUUUGGGUUUGCCCGAUUUCUGAUCACGUCUGCACACGCUUCUUUUUUGUGUACGAGGAUGGCCAAGUAGGGGAUGCUAACAUCAACACACAGGACGUCCGGAUACAGAAAGAGAUAUUGCGGGUGAUUGGGGGACAGUCGACCUGACUGACCCGUUUGACCACUGUGACGCUUUGAGUCAUUUUACAAGGGAACAUAUUAACUGAUUAUGGGAAAUAUUUACCUCAAACUAGGUGUUUAUGAUGAUGCUAGCCUCCAGUCAAAUUUGUCUUUACGUGGAAAGAAGGGAAACUCGUUUGGACUUUUUGAUAAACAUUUUAGUAAUUGAUUUCUCAUUUAGUCUCUAUAUAAUUUUCGCUGCUUUACGUUUUUUCUACGUCAUGAGAAGUGCAGUUAAUUAGCGUUGAAUUUACAGCGGUUGAAAAGAGUCAAAUUCCCAUUUUGCCCACUGUGGGUCUCUAUUGCCUAAGUGAAUAAAAUAUUGCAUAAAAUAACUGGGGAAUGAAAAAUUCUAUAAACCUGCCAUUUUAAAGUGUUUAUGUCUACCGUUAUGGACAAUUCCGCAUUAUUAAGUACUGUUUGAUAUAUGUAUACUAGUGUAAUGCAGCCUAUCCAUCAAUUCAUUCAGUUUAUUUUCAUGAGAGUGUUGUGACGCCAGUUACUUGUUAUGGAUCUUAAACCUCUUAACAUGAAAUGUUAAUAAGUUUGGUGCUGUGCACUAGAAGGCAUCUUGUUCUCAUUUACUCUUCAGAGAGCUUCAAGUGGAGAAGACUGCCAAUAAACGACACAUUACAGACGAGAAAUAUACUUAUGAUUUUGUCAAUCUGAAGACGUAAAACGAAUCUGGAGGAGGGUCAUGGUUUCAUAUGGCCUAUAUUUGUAUGUCGGCAAUUUUUCAAUAAAUUUAGAGCAUGUUACGAAUGAGUUCCUUUGUAAAAGAUGACAGAAGCUGGAUGAAAUGUGACCAAAUGC
This is a messenger RNA of Sinocyclocheilus grahami, 3169 nucleotides long. Its product is annotated as poly [ADP-ribose] polymerase 6-like. The transcript is spliced from 23 exons. Gene Ontology annotation, molecular function: NAD+ poly-ADP-ribosyltransferase activity. Lineage: Eukaryota; Metazoa; Chordata; Actinopteri; Cypriniformes; Cyprinidae. The record is from RefSeq and is a predicted model, not a curated record. The coding region runs from base 440 to 2344 and encodes 634 amino acids.